UUCAACAUGGCGGCGGUGCCCAGACUCUGUUGUUCUCGGCCAGGCAGUAAUUGUGGCCAAAAUGGUAUCCGAUUGCUCGGCAGUGAUACGAAAACGGAAGAUAAGAGAGAAGCGGACACUUUGCUGGACAUCUGUGCCAAAGUGGUGGCUCUCCACAUUCCUUUUCAGAGGAUAGAGGAGAGGUACAGUCGUAUACCGGAGCCUGUACAGAAAAGGAUAAUCUAUUGGUCAUUUCCACGUAACGAGGCAGACAUAUGUAUGUAUUCGUCGCUGUCCAGUGAAAAUAGUGGAUGUAGUGAUUAUCAGAAAUUACCGUUUUAUCGUGGACUAAGGUUAUACGAAACUGGCAGUGUGGAUAACGUCCUACAAGUCGGAUUCCAUUUAAGUGGUUUAGUAACAACACCUAUUCCUUCUACUCCACCUCAUCCUAGUUAUACACUGGAUCCAGAGAAGAGAUUCAGAGUGUCUAUCACAUUUGACAGGUGUAAAAUAACUUCUGUGACUUGUAGCUGUGGCACAAAAGAUAUUUUUUGGUGUCAACAUGUGGUGGCAUUGGCCUUACAUCGCAUCCGAAAUGCAGAUAGCGUCAGACUACGUGUUCCUAUUUCAGAAACUCUUCUCCAGUUAGACAGGCAACAAUUGCAAAAGUUAGUACAAUACCUCAUUGCAGAACAUCAUACGGAAGUAUUACCAACAGCUCAACGACUAGCUGAUGAUAUACUUCAGACCCGUUCCAUUAUCAAUCGCAUUGCAGGGGCACCUGAUCCUACCGCUGGAGCUCCGGCAGAUGAAGAACAUUCGUGGCAUUUAGAUGAGGAGCAAGUUAGUGAACAAGUCCGUACAUACCUGUCUCAGGGAGGCUAUUACAGUGCAAAUAAACAACUCAAUGCUCUUUUCUCCAAGGUUAAGGAAAUGUUAAGAGCUAGAGAUUCUAAUGGUGCCCGUAUGCUUAGGCUAAUCACAGAACAGUUCCUAGCUGAUCCUCGAUUGGUUAUCUGGCUUUCUCAGGGUACUCCCAUGACAGAUAAAUGCCGUCAACUAUGGGACCAACUUGGUGCACUAUGGGUCUGCAUAGUCCUGAAUCCCCACUCCACACAAUUAGAGCGACAGCAGUGUCGAAGCCUGUUAGAAAAAUGGGCAAAUAUGCACAUUUGUCCGUUGGAAGAUGCUGACUUCCGCCCCACAAGAAUGGUAAAUGGCGGUGGUAGAAUGCCUUUGGUGGACGAUAGUUCUUCGGAUUCUUCGGAUGAUGAAGGAAAUGAGCCUCAUGGUCAAGAGAGACCUCCCCCUUCGCCUAGCCAUCAUCAACCUCCUCAACCUCGAACAAUUUUUCACAGAGCUUUAGAAGCUUGUCAUCUCAGCUGGGACGAUCCCCAUUUAAAAUUUAUUCUUGCCAAUGAUAGUCAGACGUCGAGCGCUGAUCUUCCAUUGUCAGGACCAUUUAAUUCUCAGGGUUAUCCACUUUGGCAUGAACAUAUCCCAACUGCCUGUGCUCGUGUCGAAGCAUUACGUUCUCAUGGCUACCAACAAGAAGCAUUGCGUUUGGCUGUUGCAAUUGUAAGAACUAUGAAACGGCAACAAAGAGAAUGGCAGUGUAGAUGGCAGACCGAGCAGGAGAGAGGAGUGGUGUCAUGUUCUAGUUCUGGGAUAACAAAUCAUCCAUUACACUGCAACACAGAAGGUUGGAUAGGCCAUCCUCUUGAUCCCGUUGGUUCACUUUUUGAUACCUUAGCGGAAUCAUCUCUACUUCCAGAUGCCAAAUCAUUUGAUCAGUUCUAUGAUUUUACAAUAGGAAAUUCAAAUGAAGACGGCAGUUCUCCACCAAGAGAGCAACCUCGUUAUCAACACGUCGUCGUUCCCGGUAGUCGAGACAGAAGUGAAACUUUUUUGUCUCUUGCUGUAGAAGCCGCUCUAAUUGGUCUAGGACAACAAAGAAUCAUGCCUCCAGGCCUUUAUGCUCAGGAAAAAGCUUGCAAACAAGAAGAUCAUCUUAUCACUAAAUUGCAAGACAUUGAAUUGGAUGGUACUUUAGUUGCUGUUUUGAGAAAGCAAGCAAUGUUAUUAUUAGAAGGUGGACCCUUCAGUGGUCUUGGUUGUGGCAUACAUCCAGAAAGUGUACCUAUGCACACUUUUGCUAAGUACCUGUUUACUGCUCUCUUGCCUUAUGAUCCUGACCUUGCAUACAGCGUGGGUCUUAGAGCAAUGAGAUUGCCAAUUCUUGAGGAGCAAGAUGAUUUAGAAGAAUCAAAUCAUCCAGUCAUAAAUGCGGCAGUUUUAAGUCGGUAUCCUCGGUGGUUUACUCUGGGCCAUAUAGAAGUACAGCAGUGUGCCCUAGCGUCGACAAUGCUAUCUGCUGCAAAAAGUGAUGUAUUACGGUUACGGACUGUGUUGAAAUCGGCACAACGUAACAUUCAUAGUUCCUCUCAAUUGUUUAAGCUUGCACAAGAUGCAUUCAGAAUUUCAGUUCCUCCGGAUGGUGGUACGAGGCAUCCGACUUUGUUAGAUGCAGCCUUCCAGUUAGGAUUACAGGUCAUGAGGAUGACGUUGUCUUCCCUUAAUUGGAGGCGGAGAGAGAUGGUGAGAUGGCUUGUCACCUGUGCAACGGAAGUUGGGUUAGACGCUCUCAUUUCAAUUAUGCAAAAUUGGUAUCAGUUUUUUACUCCCACUGAAGCAACUGGUCCAGUGGCUACAACAGUCAUGUCCCAUGCAACGGUGAUGCGACUCAACCUUGAUUUUAGGCAACAGGAAGAAAUGUCGGGUUGUGGUCGUACUCUUGCUCUUCAGUGUGCCACCAAGGAUCCUCCAAAUUGUGCUCUUAAUGCUUUAACGUUAUGUGAGAGUGAACCAUUUGCCUUUGAGGCAGCAUACCAAAUAGUGGUAGAUGCAGCAACGACAAAUGUAAUGACAUCUUCCCAAUUGUUUACUGUGGCUAGGUAUAUGGAGCAUCGAGGUUAUCCGCAUCGUGCUUACAAACUUGCAGUGUUAGCAAUGAAAGGUGUUCAUCUGGCAUAUAAUCAAGACAACCAUCCUGCAAUUAAUGAUAUUCAUUGGGCAUGUGCACUCGCCCAUUCGUUAGGAAAGUCUGAACUAACAAAUCUUGUGCCACUGCUUGUAAAAAAUGUGCAAUGUGCCACCGUGUUGUCAGACAUCUUACGUCGUUGCUCAAUGGCCGCUCCGGGAAUUGCCACCCUAGAUGCAAAACGGCGAUGUAUUAAACCCCUCUCUCUCGACAAGCCUCCAUUAAGGCAAUUACUGGAAGCCGCCAUUACGGCAUAUGUGAAUACUACCCACUCCCGUCUAACUCACAUUAGUCCACGUCAUUACGGAGAUUUUAUAGAGUUCCUGAGCAAAGCAAGAGAGACUUUUCUCUUAGCACCGGACGGCCACUUACAAUUUGCUCAGCUUAUAGACAAUAUGAAGUCUGCUUAUAAAGGAAAAAAGAAAUUAAUGUUUCUAGUCAAGGAGAGGUUUGGGUAAGCAAGAAAGAUAGAUACCUGUGAUGAAUUUAAUGAUUUCAGUAAAGAGUGAUGGCCUUUCCUUGAUGCAUUUUUUGUGACAUGACAAGGUAACCAAAGAUAGUGCUUUCAAAUAAGACAAAUAUCAUGAAGAUUGUUUGUAGAUCUGUGCUCUCUGCUCCUUUUUGUAAAUUGUUUGUUUAGUACAUGUAUAAAUGUAUAAUGUGAUUGUGUGAUACCGUUUGCAGAACUGGGCAAAUUUGUUUUUGUCUAAUCUUUCCUUAUCCAUUUGUCAAAAUUGCCAAAACCUCAUUUGUAUGCAUAGGUUUUAUAAUGUUGAAGACAGAUACUGUCCUCCAUAGAGGAAGUUAAUAGUGCAUGGAAGCAACACCCUUUGCCUAUACUCAGAAUCGUACUGAGGUAGAAUCUAAUAUUGUGAUAUAACUAUUUUUCACAGAAAUAAGAAUUAUACUUCCAAAUGAAAGAGGCAAUCACAAUAAUAAUAAUAAUAAUAAUAAUAAUAAUACUAUCUAUGUGGAUAUCAUUCAUACUUUAAAAGUUUAUCCUCAUUCAUCUACUCCUAUAACAUAUUUCAAGAAUACUGAUUUUGGAAAAGACAAUUGUGUCUCAAAUUUCAUUUACAACUAAGAAUCAAAUGGUGCAUGAAAUUUUUUUACCUUUAAAGUAUGCAUCACAGAGAGCGUCGGCUGUCGACGGCUCCCCGAAAGAUUAUUAUAUCAAGGAGAUUGAAAUAUAAAGAAGUUUUCUAUCAAACAGAUAGUCAGUAAAGUGUGCUUAGGCCAUUUUUAUUAUUGAACUGCCACAACUGUAUGAUUCCUUGGCAGAAUAUAAACUGUCCACAGAGCAAGCCCAUUCCAUAUAUAUAUAUAAAUAUACAGUAUAUCUAUAUAUAUGUAUGUAUAUAUAUAUACACAUAUAUAUAUAAAUAAAUAUAUAUAUAUGUGUGUAUAUGUAUAUGUAUAUAUAUUUCCACAGAUAUCUCAUUAUAUCAUUGUGGAAGAUUUGUAGGACUCAGGACAUAAUACUGUUGGAGUGAAAAUUCUGGCAGUGCACAUUUUUUUGUUGUUUUUUUUUUUUUUGUUUUUUUUUAUGUGUAAAUUGCUUGUAUGUAUAGGACAGUCCUUUGAGGCUAUUAAACAAUACUACUAGUUUCUCUAGGCACUGAAAUUUAUAGAACAAAAUGAAAGUCUGGUAGAAUCUUCUGAAGUUUGUAUUUGUAUUUGUAAUGUAUGGCUGAACAUGGUCAAGCAAAGGAACCACUCCAGGUGAGUCAGCAGGUUCUGGACAAUUGUUUUUAAAUUGAGUAUCUAUAUAAAAAGAAAUGGUGCAAUUGACAGUAGGUAAUUUUGUUGUGAGAAGGUAAUGAAUUGUCCUCUGUUAAAAUAACGAUUAUCGUUAGCCGGUUAAUAGAUAGAUCAUUUUGCAACCGAAAAGGAAAGACGACAAUUGUGUGAAUAAACGGCUUGUAUUUUUUAUUUCUUCGAGAUCUUAUAAAUAAUGUUAAAAAAAAAAAAGUCCCAAAAAUAAGCAAAUUAAAAUAUUGAUAAAAAAAAAUUAUUU
Messenger RNA from Centruroides sculpturatus (bark scorpion), 5036 nucleotides. Its product is annotated as zinc finger SWIM domain-containing protein 4-like. The coding region runs from base 7 to 3477 and encodes 1156 amino acids. Lineage: Eukaryota; Metazoa; Arthropoda; Arachnida; Scorpiones; Buthidae. Gene Ontology annotation, cellular component: Cul2-RING ubiquitin ligase complex. The record is from RefSeq and is a predicted model, not a curated record. The transcript has 16 exons. Gene Ontology annotation, molecular function: zinc ion binding.